This is a messenger RNA of Paraglomus brasilianum, 2307 nucleotides long. NCBI's taxonomy places the organism in Eukaryota, Fungi, Glomeromycota, Glomeromycetes, Paraglomerales, Paraglomeraceae. The record is from the annotation of a GenBank genome assembly.
AUGCCCAAGAAAAGCAAGAGGAAAAAGCGGCAACAACAGUUGGAUUUUAAAAAACCCAAACUAAAAGUUGGUAAAAAAAAGACAUUGCCCGCAAACCACACUAAUAUAUCAUUCAAAUCGAAAGCCAUCAUACUUCCCAAUCAAAGCAUAAAUGAAGAUAAAUCACAUGAAUUGACCAAUUCAAGAAAUUUGACUCUUAAUGAUCUUGUUACGCAAUUGAGACACUACAGUGCGAAUGUUAGGAAGGAUGCUUUACUCGGCCUGAAAGAUUUGUUCAAUCGAUACCCCCAAAUCUUGCCAGGAUCUUUAUCUUUGGUUAUUAACGCAAUAGUUAAGCUCUUGGUAGAUGAGGAUGCGACGUUAAGAAGAAUUUUGUUAUCGUUUAUGAAUGAGUUCAUACCAAUGCUGAGCGAGAGUGAUUUUCGCCCAUUUCUCCCGCUUUUGAUUAUUUAUACCUGUUCAGCAAUGACCCACAUUCACGAAGACAUAAGAACAGAUGCGAUUAAAUAUUUGGAUAUUUGGCUAAACCUCGCUCCUGAUGUAGUUACUAAUGGGUUCUGGAAAAAGAUACUUCCAAAUUAUGUUAGCAUGCUUGGCUCUGAUAUGAGCUUAGGUCAAACGGGAAUGUCAGGCGUCGGAACAUCCUCUCUCACGUUUCUUAACCCUCGAAGUCAAAUACUAUCGCAAGAGACGCGCAUUAAAAUCUUGGCUAGUUUUGAAAACUUUCUGAAGGCUGGAAUGUUAAAAGGGGAAGAUACUCUAAAGCUGAUCUUCAUUAGUUUUCUUCGUUCUCAGCAAGCACGCAAUUCAUUUAUGAAUCAGGAUACUCGUAGACAGAAACGUAAUGUUGUGGAUUGGGUGGCAUGUCAUGGGAAGGUUAACACGAUGCCACUGCACCCAUUGACACUAAUUUUAAUGCCACAGCUAUCAUCAUCGCCGAUUCAGCCUACUCUCGGUCUAUUCAGUCAUUCGAUAUCAUCAUCACAAGACAGUAAAGACGAUAAAAUGUCAAUGUCAACCGUUACCCUAAAAAGUGACAGGUCAGUUCAUACGAAGCAGGCCGGAGCUAUGGAAAUCGAAUAUGAUACUGCUACUGUUGAAGGACGAAUAGCGAUAACACAGACUAUAAUAACAACGUUGCAUCAAUUGUUACUUUCGACCUGGCUGGACACUGCUCCGAUUGUGUUUGGAUCAAUAACAUCGACUAUAUAUCAAUCCCCCGGUUUACUUUUGUUAAACCAUAUACUGAGAAUCUUGGAUGUCUUGUGGAGGGCAUUUUUUAUCGAAUCACGCGAAAAGAGUGAUGCUCGCAAGCUAUGGACUGAUCCUCAAACGCAACAACUGCUGAAACAUAUCACCAUACAUUUUCCAUACGGAGCAGGCUCUUUUGGAAUGCGAGAUGCAAAGACCGAAUCAAUCUUACGAGAAAUGAACGUAAUAUGUUGUAAUCUUGUUGUAAUAUACCUGCUGGAUUCAUCGAUAUUGUCAUCGGAAAAUGAUCACGAGGAUUCAUCAUCAAUGAUGCCAAAAACUACUUCCGAUGCAGUAGGGGGACGACUUUCAUGGGCUGGAAGAGUAUUCGACUACAUUAUAGUCACAUUGGGCGGCGGGACGGAAAGUAUUCUAUUAGAACAUGAAAUUAGGGAUAAGAUGAAGCUAACACCGACAGAUUUCAAACCUGAACAUCUUACAUCACUUCUCCCAUCGAUAUGGGGACUGCUCAAUUGCAUAGAUGACAACGAUCAGAUACUUUUAUAUCAAACUCUGAUCGAAUAUGGCAAGCAAAGCCAUGCGCAAUCCUCCACAAAGAGAAUAAUCGCGGGGUUUGUUUCCCGCUCUUUAAUGCUACAAAAUAGCAUAAACUAUACUGGUCGAUUCCGUAUAUCGAGAAGCUUAAAGUUAAUGUCCAUUACUCAAUCAUGGUUACUAAGUCUACCGAAAUUAUUGUGGGAAUUGAAAACGGGCUCGCUUGAGGCCACCGAGGAGAUACUUGCAAUCACUCUGGACAUUACAAAAGGAAGAGUAAAAGGAAUAGUCGAUGAUGAGGUUUUGAAUCAGUUACAAACUGCUUUAGUUCCAUUUCUUUUCGUCAUGCUGCCAAACAAAGGUCCCGUGUUUGGUCCAUUCAUGUAUUUGCCGCAGGACAUCCAACGAACAACCAUAGAAAUUAUUUACUAUUUUCCAUCAUUAAAUGACAAGAUGAUGGUUGCAUUAGAACAAGUGUUAAAGAGAGAAGAGGUAAAUGAGCACGUCAAAAUAUAUGCUGCAAAUAUCCUCAAGAAAUUUCAUAAAAGCCAUGUAUUAUAA